Oncorhynchus keta (chum salmon) is the source of this 2494-nucleotide messenger RNA. RefSeq names its product sodium/calcium exchanger 1-like. The record is from RefSeq and is a predicted model, not a curated record. The transcript is spliced from 2 exons. NCBI's taxonomy places the organism in Eukaryota, Metazoa, Chordata, Actinopteri, Salmoniformes, Salmonidae. Gene Ontology annotation, cellular component: axon; postsynapse; sarcolemma. Gene Ontology annotation, biological process: sodium ion transmembrane transport; cell communication; calcium ion import across plasma membrane. Gene Ontology annotation, molecular function: calcium:sodium antiporter activity. The coding region runs from base 659 to 2494 and encodes 611 amino acids.
UAUUUAAAGUGGAGCAAUGGGAGGGUCUUGGUGUUGAUAGGCGGGUUGGCAGCGGGCCGCAUUUUUAGAGUCGUUUCCCUUUGCUCUUUCUGAAUUCGAUGUGGAUAGAAUAAUCCCCGAGCGGUAGAGCUUUGGGAAAAAGUGUAUUCCGGGAGUUUGUCCGUCUCUACAGAAGCAGCCCGCGUUCUAAACGCACUUUGGACUCGGUCUCUGUGCACGGAGCUCUGUGGCUGUCCACACAUCGAAUAGGAUAGGAAAGAGGUUGAGUCAGAGAAGGCGAGUGAAAGCGAGAAAGAGAGAGAGAGGGGGGGGGGAAAUAAUCAGGAAGAACUCUCAGCGCACCUUUUAGUUCUCCGAUAUGCAGAUUUACUGAUAAAACAUCAGUUAUCUGUUCAUCUCAUACAGGUCGUGAAAAACUGCGAGUGCAUGGGAAUCUUUAACUCGUUUUUUCUUCACCGGGGUAUCUCGCCUUGAUUUCGUAUAAAACCCAGCACGAAUGUGAGCUGUAAUACCAGGCUACUGACGGCUCUAGCGGCUCCUUAUUGGCAUUUUCACGUUUAGGCUACUACAACUACUAUUGCUGACUUCUGCCUGUGGAUCUUACCGUUAUAUAUUGUGAAAGGUUUAGGAAGCAAAGGAAGCUCACCACUCCAGAAUCAUGGGACACUUUCAGCUCUCCCCCAUGCUCUCCCUUGGCCUUCGGCUUGUGGUUGUCGUAGCAAUCAUGUUUCUCAAAUUCCAACAUGUGACGGCUAUGUCCUCGGACGUGGACUUGGAUCAGUUUGUGUCUCCAACUGCCAGCGGCAACAUUACUGUGUGCACCACAGCAGGCACAGCAUGCGAAAAAGGGGUGAUUCUGCCUAUCUGGGAACCUCAGAAUCCCUCGUUCGGGGACAAAGUGGCACGGGCGACAGUCUAUUUUGUGGCCCUGGUGUACAUGUUCCUUGGAGUGUCCAUCAUCGCUGACCGUUUCAUGGCGUCCAUCGAGGUCAUCACCUCUCAGGAGAAAGAGAUCACCAUCAAGAGACCCAACGGAGAGACCACCACCACCACCGUGCGGAUCUGGAAUGAGACAGUGUCCAAUCUCACGCUCAUGGCCCUGGGUUCAAGUGCCCCUGAGAUCCUACUGUCCGUCAUUGAGGUUUGCGGCCACGGUUUUGAUGCAGGAACCUUGGGUCCAAGCACCAUCGUGGGCAGCGCCGCCUUCAACAUGUUUGUCAUCAUUGGCAUCUGUGUGUGGGUGGUGCCCGAUGGGGAGGUCCGUAAGGUCAAGCACCUGCGCGUCUUCUUCGUCACAGCCACCUGGAGCAUCUUCGCCUACAUCUGGCUCUACCUGAUCCUGGCUGUCAUCUCCCCCGGCAUAGUGCAGGUAUGGGAGGGCCUGCUCACCCUCUUCUUCUUCCCCAUCUGCGUGUUGUUCGCCUGGGUCGCUGACCGACGCCUCCUCUUCUACAAGUACGUCUACAAGCGCUACCGUACCGGCAAGCAGCGGGGCAUGAUAAUUGAAACCGAGGGUGACCGCCCGCUCCCGUCCAAAGUCGACAUUGAGAUGGACGGAAAGAUGCUCAACUCUCACGCGGUAGACUUCCUGGACGGGCCUCUGGGGCUGGACCUGAACGUGAAGGACCUGGAUGAGGAGGAGACCCGGCGCGACAUGGCCAAGAUCCUCAAGGAGCUGAAGCAGAAGCACCCAGAUAAGGAGAUGGAGCAGCUGAUUGAACUGGCCAACUACCAGGUGUUGAGUUCGCAGCAGAAGAGCAGGGCCUUCUACCGCUGCCAGGCCACCAGGCUCAUGACCGGCGCUGGGAACAUCCUGAAGAAGCAUGCGGCCGACCAGGCCCGCAAGGCCGUCAGCUUGCACGAGGUUCGCUCUGAUGUGGCAGAUAACGACCCCAUUUCCAAGAUAUACUUUGACCCCGGCUCCUACCAGUGCCUGGAGAACUGCGGCACAGUGGCAGUUAACGUGCUGCGGCGAGGCGGUGACCUGACCAAGACAGUGUCGGUGGAGUUCCGUACGGAGGAUGGAUCAGCCAACGCGGGCUCGGACUACGAGUUCACCGAGGGGGUGGUGGUGUUCAAGCCCGGCGAGACCCAGAAGGAGAUCCGUGUGGGCAUCAUUGAUGAUGACAUCUUUGAGGAGGAUGAGAACUUCCUGAUCCACCUGAGCAACGUCAAAGUGCUGCUGGCAGAGGGAGAGGAGGUAGAGAACCCAGAGACCAACCACGUGGAGGCGGUGGCCUGUCUUGGCCUGCCUGCCACGGCAACCGUGACCAUCUUUGACGACGACCACGCUGGCAUCUUCACGUUCGAGGAGCCGGUGGCACACGUGAGUGAGAGUGUGGGCACCAUGGAGGUGAAGGUGCUGCGUACGUCAGGGGCACGUGGGGUUGUCAUGGUGCCCUACAAGACUGUGGAGGGCACGGCACGUGGAGGAGGAGAGGAUUUCGAAGAUACCCACGGGGUCCUGGAGUUCCAGAACGAUGAAAUCUUGUAA